UCCUUUCUUCAUCACAACUUCGGCCUCUCAAUAGCCCAGCCCAAGGCACCCGAGGCCUAUAGGGCUUGAGCUUGAACAUGCAUCUUGACCUGCGACCUUGCCCUCAGGUUUCGCCAAUAUGGAUUCAGACGACGAAAGAGAUAUCCAAGAGUUCAAUGUUGCCUCCGUGCAACUGCCAAUGAGCGAGGCUGAACGUCAAGACAGUCUAUUUGAUGGUCCAGAGCUGAAGCCGUUCCAACGAGAGCAGAAAGCCACUAGAUACCGAGCGAUCUAUGAUAGGAUGUGCGAGCUUGGGUUCACACGACAACUCUCCAAUCGCGACCACAAUGACGAUGACUUUACGGGUCCAAUUCGUCUGCGGCGGUUCUUUCAGACCGUCAGAGGGUUUCAUUCCGGCUCUCUUGAUCUAACUGGAAGGCAUGAACCGAGAUACAGAUCUAUUUUCGGGCGAUGGAUCAAGUUUUUACAAGACCUUUACCAAAUUCGUCAAUAUACGAUUUCAAGUGGAGCCGCAAGGAAAGCAAACGGAGUAGUAUCCUCCGCAGAAAUCAAUAUGAAAUCGUCCGAGAUUCUUUUCAACUUCCAAAGCAAAUGGCAUACAGGUCGGAGGUUCUUUUCUCUUGCUGGACUGCUGAAAGAUACAGAUGAGCUCUUGAAUUUCCUCACAAAACAUCCAUCCCCGUUGCUACAACGGCGAUGUUUGCACGAUCUACCUCCGGAGCUGAUCCACCAUAUCAUGGAACUUUCGGACCCAGUUAACGCCCGUCGACUUGGCUAUACUUCGCGUUUCUUUCGGUCUAUAUCUUUGCGCUACAUCUAUGAUGAAUAUUGGCUGAUUUUGGAUCCGAGGGUCGGUGACUUCGUAACUAGCGACGGCGACGUGGAUGCUCCUCCCGAACUACUCACUGAGUAUGUACUCAAAGCGCAGACGACAUUCCUGACACGUGCGGGUUUCAUCUGCGAUAAUCCCUAUGUCUGGAAGAAUCUACGAACCCUACAUAUUUCUGGCUGCUGGCGUUUGCCGCAGCUCCAGGUUGAAGUUAUGCAGAAUGACACUAUUCGCCAACUUUACUAUCAACCUAUCUUUGAGGGUAUCUGUGCCGUGCUCUCGAGGACCGCCGAACUUCGUGCUCUAAAUAUGGCUAACUUCAAAAUACCUCUGGAAGUGGCAAACACCAUCACCUCUUUACCCAAUUUGCGGACACUUGAUCUCAGUGGUUGCCAGCCGUUGUUUGGUGAUGUUCUCACUCCGUCGCAGUCUGCAACCAAUCUGGUCAUUUUUAUGCAGGACAAUCUUGACUCCUGGCGUAUCCUUUUCGGCAUGAAGAACAUUCGUGUACUCCAUGUUCAUACUUGUAUGGACUCUCAGACCUCCUCCCUACCUUUCGCUUUAUCAGACGCCGCCAAUCCUUUCAAGACUGUGGAGCGCCUGAUCUACGUCAACCUCUCCCACGUUGACGUCUUUCGACUAUGUAGCUGGAUUCGGGAAGCCAACCCCGGCCAGCAUUCUCGAUUGACGCAUGUAAAGCUCACGUACCCAGGCGACAGGCGGUUUGAUGCCGUGGAAUUGGCAGAAAUCCUCAACGCUCUCCGUGGCGCGCCUAUGGAAUACUUUAUUUUGGAUGGCGUAGGCUUUGCUGAGGCAUCACUACUGGAGUGGAUCGCCGCAGCGUUCCCCAACUUGUAUUCCCUCACACUCUUCUACAUCCGCAAUGUCCGCGACUUCUGCGACAUUUAUUGGCCAAGCACUGACCGAGAAUACGCUCGAGCGAUGUCGGGAUUCACUCGCUUGAAGUAUUUCAAGUGGAAUCAGUGUUUCGAAUACUGGCCAGAUGCUUACAUUUCCGCCAUUCCGUUCUUAUUCAGCGAUGACAGAGGUACGGAUGAAUCGGAUGAAGAUGACGAUGAGUCGGACGUGUACAUGGGUGCGGCUUCGCAGAACACAGUCAAGCUCUUCGCCACGUAUUGUCGUACCCUGGAGUACGUUGCAUUUAUGCAGCGCAAUUGGGCCAGAGCGGAGUAUCAUAUCUCACGCAGUGCAGCGGACUUCAUUACACUUACGGCGGAGGAUGCGGACCAACGAUCAUACGACCGUAGGAUUUCGUGGCAUAAUCCGGAGCAUGGCGACGACUCCUGGAACUUGUAAUACAAGGCCAGUUCCUUGUGGGGUGAACUUGAUCCUCUUGCCUUGCUAUUUCAUCGUGUUUCAUGCGAUCCUUGGCUUAUCAUGCGUGGUGAUAAUGCCUAAUUUCUAACAUGCCUGAUUAUGCUUGCUGUCGUUGAAAGCCGAACUAGAAGGGUGGAUUUUUGUACUAUGCAUGUAAACAAGUUGUACGCAAACCAUACCAAAGAGCUUCAAGAUUUGGCUGGAUGCAAGCACAACGCACAGUGCAUAUAAUGACGGUAUCGAGCCCAUUCACGUAGCAAGAUGGGCGGGCUCAUCUAGCCAGCGGGCCAUAGACCAGAAGAAACAUAACUACGUUGUUGUUCCGCCGCCUUGACGGCGUCAGCCACUUCAAAUGCCUGAACGUGCGAAUCCACGCUGUCCUUAAGCUUCCCAUACACAAUCCUGGAUCGUCAUCAUAAGUAACAGCCUCCGACUUCAGGACUCAGCAACGCUGGGUCCGGAUGAAUGGUGCACUCGAAUAGCUAUGCUAGUUGGGUAUGUGAGUCUAAUAGUGCAGUGGUCCUUGAAAUCGAGCUUUGUUCAAAGUAAUCCAAUUUGCAGUAAAAUUUAGAAAAAAGUACGUUGUCGAUACGCUCAACCAUUUCAAAUCCUCUGUGCUUGGUUCGCUUCCAGCCUCUAGAUACUCUGGGAAGACAGUCGUUCCUUCAUUAUAUAGGCCUCUCUGUUACGGCAUGGAGAAACAUAAGGACGAAUUCGAACUUCACGAUUAAAGAAGCACAGCGGCCCGGGGUCGCGGGGUAUCAUGUAGUGUACAGGGCAAAACUCGUUUCGGUCAGGUUUCGCCGGCUUGCCAGGCAAAACGGCAAUUGCCAGGUUUGGCGAAAUUGGCGAAUGUUUUUUUCGCAUCUUUGAACACGGUGCAAGUAGAAUCACGAAGGGCAGAAGUACAGUAAUUACAUACACACUAGCAAAUAGAAUCUUAUGUGAAAGGCCCUAUACGCCAUC
Molecule: messenger RNA, 3133 nt
Organism: Somion occarium
Lineage: Eukaryota; Fungi; Basidiomycota; Agaricomycetes; Polyporales; Cerrenaceae
Source: the annotation of a GenBank genome assembly